GUUAAGGCAAAUAUCAGGCCUUUUCCGAUUGCACAUGUGAGGCGGGCCUGUGGGCCGAGUUGGUUGAGGACAGCCGGACAGGGACUUGGUUGGCUGGCCUAUAAUAAAUUGAAGGGUACCCUAAAUUGAAUCUAUCCACUUUGCCUCCUAAACUCACCCCCGAUCGAAUCCCCAAUUGUUCAAUCUCCUCCUCCGGGAUGGGGCGCCGCCGCCGCCACCGCCGCCACCACCGCCGGGACGGGACCGAUCUGCUGGAGGCCGAGCCGUUGUUGGACGACUCCCACCUGAUGACGGUGCGGGAUCCAUUGCCAGCGGCGUACAUUGCAGUAUGCCGUCGGGACUGGUAUUCCCACUCCUACUACCGCCUGUACAAGGUGGAAGACGACUCUUCCUCCUCCUCCUCGCCGUCGUCGCCGGUGACAAAACAAGUCCUCCACCGCUUCGCUCAUCUACCGACGGACGUGGCCUGCAAGACCGUCGUCUCCGUGCGCUCAAGGUGGAUCGUCUCCGUCGGGGGAAACCCCGGCGGCACCGUCCUCUUCGACACCGAGACAAGGAGGGUCAUCACCGGGCCGAAGCUGCUGUCCGCGAAGCUGUCGCCCGUCGCGGCGGCCGUCGGGGACAGGAUCUACGUCCUCUCGAGCCGCCCCCAAUACUUCGAGCCGUGGUUCGAGGUGCUCGACCUGUCCCGGGCCACGGUGGUGGCAACGGCGGACGGCCGCCACACGCUCGAUGGGUGCUCGUGGGAGGCCUUGCCGGAUCCCAUAUGCUUCCCUUGUGUGCUCUCCCCGGCUGGGUACCUCGCCCCGCCCCUCAUCCUCGUCACCUCCUACGUGCUAUUUCUCCCCUAUCUGCUCGUGUCCGUGAAUAAUAUGGGCAAGAUGACAACCUAUGCAUUUGACACCGGCACUCACCGGUGGCACAAGCUGUACGACUACGGCCUGCCGUUCUUCGGCUCCGCGACGCCACUAGUAGGCAUCCGUCUAGUCUCAUCCGCUCCUCAUCUCAAGCUAUCCGUCACCGAGUUCCCGGUGAAAACCGAGGCACGUGAGGAGGUUGGUGUAGGGGAAGCGCUAUGCUUGGCUUCCAUGGAGGACGAGGGGAGCUUUUCUUGCAUUACAUUCAGGCUUGAUGACCGCGAACACCACAUGUCUUAUGAUAAAGAUAUACACGAAUUCUAUCCAAGGAAGAUGUAUUUAAAUCUCACCACCUAUAAAAUAGUGGAGGGGGAGAAGACUGAUAUGGACAUUGUAGUCCGCUGCAAACGGGACAAGGCCUUGAAGAUUUUCAGUUCCCAUGGGUUCUCCUCUCCACCCAUCGCCUUUGCUUUAUCCAUAUAAGCAAGACCCACCAACACUUCUGUUUCACAUUUUGGUCCUUCAUAACUUGUGCAAAUGUAUAUAUGUGCCAUGUGCCAAUGUUCAUUUCUCAUGCUUUCUACACUACAUAGGGAAAUUUCCUUGUACUGAAUUUUCCUUCUACACUACAUGUACAAUAAAAGACCUGUUUGGCAUGACUCCAUAUGCAACUCCAUCUCUCCUGAUGUUGGAGUCCAACCAAACGAUUUCAGCUCCACCUAAACGCUCUUAUAAAAUGAACUAGAGAUGUGAAGCUGGGUUUAGACUACUCUACAACUCCAGUCCAAACCUAAUUUCUGGAGUUAAAUUUAGAAGUUUGAAUACCUAUGAAUCAAUUGUGGGCAUGGGUAAAGCCCUUAGAUCCCGCGGCUUGGAGGUAGAGGAAAGAGAAUGCUUCAAGCCCAGGCAGUGGCCGCUUGGCCAGUGGGCAGCGUAAGGUGAGAAGCGUUGGAAAAAUGCUUGCGGCAGUGAAGAAGGAUGAACAGUGAUAAGGGUUGUGUUUAGUUCACGCUAAAAUUGGAAGUUUGGUUGAAAUUGAAACGAUGUGAUGGAAAAGUUGUAAGUUUAUGUGUGUAGGAAAGUUUUCAUGUGAUGGAAAAGUUAGAAAUUUAAAAAAAAAAAGUUUGGAACUAAACACGAUAAAGAUGGAGCGAAGAAUUCAGGCGUCAAGUAGCAACCUAGUGGCAGGACAUCAGCACGACAUAGAAGCGAAAGGGAGAGGGACAAUUUGGUUUUCUUUUUUUUCUUUCUUUUCUUUUUUCUCUUUUCUUUCUUUUCAUUUUUCUCUCUCAGCUGGAGUUUCCACAAACUUGUCUCGAGUGGGAAACGAAAAAAAAAAUCUUCCCUUUUUUUUUAUAACAACCUUUCCCGUUUCAUUUUCGGGCUGCGAACCCACGAGUGCUUUUUGCCCAUAUAAACAGCGUUUUGUGAUGCUUUAUUUCCUUUCUUAGACCAUAAAUGUUUUCUGAUACAAUCAAUAAUAAAUCUAAAUAUUCAAAUACAAAGUUUUAUAUUUGGGGUGUAAUUUAAAAUUUAUAGUAGAAAGUUCUAAAAUUUAGGUGAAGUUUUCUUAAUUUACAAUAGAAAGUUUCAAAGUUCGAACUAAAAGUUUUUAAUUUUGAAUUAAAAAUUUUAAACUCAAGGUAGAGUUGUUUAAUAUAAAUUUUUAAAAUUUAAGUUGAAAGCUUCAAAUUUUAAGUUGAAUGUUUUAAAAAUUGGGUAGAGUUUUUACAAUUUUUGGGUAUAAAGUUUCAAGAGCUCAACAAUUGUUAUGCCUCCGAUCCAAUUUAUCCGUCCCUUCCAGUAAAGUUAAAUAGCAGAAUGAUUAAAUAAAUAUGAACAGGACACAGUAAAAAAAACGACGCACGACAUCCCUUUCAUCUCACCAACAAGCUGCAGUCGCACUCUUGCACUACAGCAUUGUAAUUUACAGCAUUCAAGUGGUAAAAGGAAAAUAAACAGCGAGCCAGAGAUCGCAAUUACAGGAGACAGCAAAUACAAGGGCGUGUCGCUCAAUCUCAUGGGCUCCUGCGAAGCUUGACACGAGCCAUGGCAAUCGAGUAUGUACUCACCAGUGUUACAAGUUACAAUCUGGCACUGGUAGUGCCAGCAGGUAAGUCAGAAUCAAAUCAAGGCGAUUCGGUGUUCACGGAACUGAUCAGUGUCAGUGAUUCGUUGAGAUGGACUUUGUCAAGGCUAAUAAGUUGUUACACUAUCCCAGAUGAUUUGACUCUCUUGUGACGAGAAGAAUGACUGAGGCACAUCUUCAAA
Messenger RNA from Oryza sativa Japonica Group (Japanese rice), 3128 nucleotides. RefSeq lists its product as uncharacterized. The record is from RefSeq and is a predicted model, not a curated record. Lineage: Eukaryota; Viridiplantae; Streptophyta; Magnoliopsida; Poales; Poaceae. Gene Ontology annotation, molecular function: protein binding.